Besnoitia besnoiti is the source of this 3726-nucleotide messenger RNA. RefSeq lists its product as uncharacterized. The record is from RefSeq and is a predicted model, not a curated record. Bases 1 to 3726 code for a protein of 1241 amino acids. Lineage: Eukaryota; Apicomplexa; Conoidasida; Eucoccidiorida; Sarcocystidae. The transcript is spliced from 8 exons.
AUGGAGGCGGAACGGAAUGGAAGCUACCCUUCGGCGGGUGAUCCCGCCGAGACGAGGGCUGCCACGGCAACUGGAAGAAUCCCAGACGGCGGCCUCGCGCCUUCCACGCUCGAAAUUUCAUAUGAACUUUUGCUUUUUCCUCUUCAAUCAUCGACAGACCCCGGCAUUCAAACUCGCCAAGGGGCCUUAGCUGCAACGACCGCGGCCAUCCGCGAAUCGCUCGCGCGCGGCCUUUACACCUCUCCAUCUUCAUCUGCUUUGUCUUCCUCAGCCGGCCGCGAAGACGAUAUUCACGUGAACGGCGAACACCCAAAGAAAGCGCCCUCGAUCUGCGCGUCUCAGAUCCCACCCCCCCAAGUGGAGUCUGCCGCGCUCGCUGUCUCCUUGCCUAUAUAUGGAGGCGUAGCUGCCUCUUCAGGCCGCAUAGGCGGGGUGGGCUCUGAACGGCGGGCCGCCGGCGAGAGGCCCCCUGCCGCGGCCGCAACCCUUGUCCAAGCCCUGCCUACAGUUUCUACUUUCUCGGCGUCUGCCUCGCUCCCUUCCGCGUACCCUUGGCUACCCGACCUGCAUGUUGUGCGCCGUGAAGAAGAGGGGAAGGCGUGGCCCUGGCGGGGCUCCCCGGCUGUGACGUAUCUGCUGCCUGUCUCUGCACGGGAGAGCAGACCCGCAGACGGCGAGAGACCGGGAGAAGGGCAGCCCGACGGCGCCCCCGUAGAGGCAUGCAGCUCCUCGGGCCUGGCGCGCGGAUCUGUGUUCCUUGGGCGAAAGCAAAAGAGCGUCUUGCGCCUAAAAAACCAAGCUGUCAGCGGCGUUCACUGUCGACUUCACUGGCGUAUCGCCACCGACCGCCUGGUCGCCGUGACCGAGGCCGUUCUACUCGCAGCGCGCACAUGCAACCCCGUGCGGGAGGCGCUGGGGCUGCCGUCCGCCUGCUUCGACGAGGGAGUCGCUCCAGGCCAGGCGAGCGCCGCGUCCUCUUCGUGUGGAGGCCUCAACGAGAAUGCGACGGGAGGUGGUGCAGCUUGCAGUUUAUGCGGCCAUUUUCUGCUGCUUGACGCCGACGACGACGAGCUUUUUGGAGCCGACCAGCUUGGCGCGGACGCCCCAGACGGCGGCAGCGGGAGCGACAACGUGCCUCCUCCUUCGCCCUCGUCUUCUUCAGCUGCGUGUGCGUGGGGCUCCCGUUCUACGCGAGAGGCCUUCCUCUCACUCGAGCGCGACCCGCGAGUGGCGUCCUUCUGGCGCCCGCAGAUGACGAGUCUCUUGACGCGGACGAACUUGCCGGCGGUAUUUCUCGCCUUGGCGCGAACGGGGGAGGCGCUUCCCCCAGGCGACCGUGAGGAGGCAAUCGUCUCCGUCGUCCGCCAACACCUGGACUCGAACCCCCUCGUCGAGCUCAGCGUCGCUGACGACUCCACAAACGGAACCUGGAUUGGCGGCACGAAGCUCCACAGACAGCAGACCCCCGCAGAGUGGCCAGGAAAGGCGACGCUCUCCCUCAGCAAGCAGUACACCGCGUCGGAGCCGCCUGUGGCCGCCUUUCGCUGGGCUCUCGCAAUCAAAUGGCGUCGCACGCCGCUCUCCCCCCAGCCCGAGGGUUCGACGUCAGGCUCAGGCUCCUGCUCUUUUGCGUCCACCUCGUCGCCGUCUGCCGGGCCUUCGACCUCGCUCUCGAGGGCCGCAGACGUCCACGUGCCUGCGCCGGAGGGCCCGAAGAAUGCUGGCGGCGCCACGAGCCCGGCGUUUUCGGUUUCUUCCACAACCGACCCGCACGCCGAGUCGCCACCGCCUUUUCCCUCGUCUUCCCCUCCGCAGCAGCAGGCCGCUGGCGCCGCAGCUGCUGGCGCGGGCGGCGGCGGUCCAAACGCCGACGAGAAGGUUGGCCUCGCCCAGACGGCGCGAGUGCCCCCCGGAUCGGUUGCAAAGCGGGGCGGUGGCGAGCCUGGCGCUUUGCCGAGUCCCUCAGAGACCGCCACAGACCGGGGUCCCCGCGCCGCGCUCGCAUCCUCUGUGAUGCCUUCCGCACAGGCGGGCGACCUGCACGGCCCGACUGCGAGGGCGGAGCGGGGAGGCGGCAGCACGCGAGACGCGCACGCGGAGAAGGAAGGCGAUACGCUGCGCGCUGGCGGGGACCCGCGAGCAUUUUCUUCCUUCUCUCAAGAAGGGAGAGGAGCGAGGCGCGGAACGCAAGAGGCGAGCGCAAAAGCCAACGGCGAGACGCGUCGUGCCUCUCCAGAGGCGGCCGCUGCCGCAGCUCCACACGAACACCGCUCUCACACGGCGCCUGGCUUCGCCCCUGUGUCGCCGCCCCUAUCGCUUGCCUCUCUCUCCACUGAUGAGCGCGGGCCUGGUUCUUGCGGCCGCGGACGCGAGGGCGGCGCCGACGAGGAGAGAGACGUGAAGCGGGCGCGGCUGGCCUCCAGGGUAGACGAGAGAGGCGAAGGCGAGAAGGUGCCGUCCACGCCGAGCGAUGUGAGCUGGGGUUCCGAGACCCCUGGAGGGCCUUCCGCCCCGGGGAGACCUGAGCGCGGCUCACACCGGGAGCGGGGCGCAGGCCGCCUCGCCCAGAAGCUGCAGAGGCUGAUGAAGGAGAAGCGCGAGCUGGAGGACGAGAUGCAACAGCUUCUUCUCGAAAACGAGGAACUGAGGGACAUCGAGCGACAGAGACAGGACGAGAGCGCCGCUGCGGAGAAGGCUCUCGAGGAAACUCGAGAGAAUUGGAAAGCUGCGCAGGAAACCUUACAAAACUUGGAGGCGGAGGCGGCUCGUCGCCAGGCUGAGCAGGAAGCUCUAAGAGAGAGCGCACGCGAGCAGCAGGCAGCUGCGGAGCGGUCUCGCAGGGAGCUAGAGGGCCGCCUGGAGAGGCAAGAGAACGAGUGGCUCGAGGAGAGGAACCGACUGCAGGCGACAGCUGCAGCGCUCGCGGAGGAGACCAAGGCCCUGCGAGAGGCCCUCGCCGAGAACAAGAAGACCCUCGAGCAGUAUGUGGCUAUCUGCGCGAGUGUGAGGGAGCAGCUGCACCACCUCCCGCGGGUCGCCCACGCCUCAGGGGCUCCAGAGAGCUUCAGGCGACCGCCGGCGUCGGCGUUCGCGUCAUGCCUGGCCUUGGCACCCGCUCAAGAAGCCCAGCAAGAAGCGACGGCACCGGGGGGCGUCGCGCCGCGUGGAGACGACGGAGAGGCGGAGGACGAGAGGAACGUCGACGGCACACUUCGGUCGCAGGGCCAAGCGAGUCUGGAAGAUCUCCUUGACGAGGUGCCCGUCCCCGGGUCGUUCUCCUCGCGCGAGCUGCCUUCGUUCGGCUGCUCUGCUGCGCCUCCGCAGGCGGCGAGUCCCGGGCCUUCCUCUGCUGCAGGUUUCUCAGGCGCAUGCAGAUCCAGCGACUCUGUCCUGUGCGUGAGCCAAAGCCGAAAAGCGAGUCAGCCGCGCGCGGCGGAGAGAGCGGAAGGCCGCGCAAGAGCCGAGAAGGGCGGUGGAUGCGAAGACGCACGACGCCUGAGUCAGCUGACAGCCCGCCUGCGAGCGGACCCGGGCCCCGAGGGGCGGCGCGCCUGGCGCCCGUCGCAUGAGCGUAGAGACCGCGAAGCGCAGCGGGGGAGCCAAGAGACAGGGAUGAGGGACAAGGCCCCAGAGCGGGCGGGCGAGAACGCGAGGGCACCCGGCGACGCUGCGGCAGACGCGUUUUCUGCCAGCGUCCACGACGACCUGCUGAAUUUCUUAGAGUGA